Messenger RNA from Acanthopagrus latus (yellowfin seabream), 3593 nucleotides. Its product is annotated as E3 ubiquitin-protein ligase TRIM39-like. The transcript has 2 exons. The coding region runs from base 116 to 1510 and encodes 464 amino acids. Lineage: Eukaryota; Metazoa; Chordata; Actinopteri; Spariformes; Sparidae. The record is from RefSeq and is a predicted model, not a curated record. Gene Ontology annotation, molecular function: zinc ion binding; protein binding.
CCACCUUCAGACUGAACUAACAACGUCCUCUGAGUGAGUUCAUCUACAGGAGAGAGGAGGAGGAAACUACAACACUGCAGACGCUCCACACACUGAAGCGUCACUCAGAGACAAAAUGGCUUCCAGGUUAGAGGAGGAUCUCUGCUGUCCGGUGUGUCAUGAUGUCUUCAGAGAGCCUGUCGUUCUGUCAUGUAGCCACAGCUUCUGUAAAGACUGUCUGCAGAGCUGGUGGACAGAGAGACGAACACGGGAGUGUCCAGUUUGUGAGAGAAGAUCUUCAGAGGAAAUUCCACCUGUUAACCUGGUGUUAAAGAAGCUGUGUGAGACCUUCUUACAGGACAGAGAUCAGAGAGCUUCAGAGGAUCUCUGCAGUCGGCACUCUGAGAAACUCAAACUCUUCUGUCUGGACCAUCAGCAGCCGGUGUGUCUCGUCUGCAGAGACUCGGACCAACACACCAACCACAGAUUCAGACCCAUCGAUGAAGCUGCACGACAACACAAGAAGAAACUUCAGGAAACUCUGGAGCCUUUAAAGAAGAAGUUAAAGGUUUGUGAAGAAGUUAAAGUGAAGUUUGAUCAGACAGCAGAACACAUGAAGGUCCAGGCCCGACACACAGAGAGGCAGAUUAAGGAUCAGUUUAAGAAGCUGCACCAGUUUCUAGCAGAGGAAGAGGAGGCCAGGAUGGCUGCACUGAGGGAGGAAGAGGAGCAGAAGAGUCAGAUGAUGAAGGAGAAGAUGGAGGCUCUGAGCAGAGAGAUAGCAGCUCUUUCACACACAGUCAGAGCCACAGAGGAGCAGCUGAGAGCUGAAGACGUCUCAUUCCUGCACAACUACAAGGCUGCAGUGGAAAGAGUCCAGCAGCGCCCCCUGCUGGAGGAUCCACAGCUGCCCUCAGGAGCUCUGAUAGACCAGGCCAAACACCUGGGCAACCUGAGCUUCGACAUCUGGAACAAGAUGAAGGACAUGGUCUCCUACACUCCUGUGGUUCUGGACCCAAACACUGCUCAUCCAGAACUCAUCCUGUCUGAAGAUCUGAGCAGUGUGAGAGGAGGAGAGAGACAGAAGCUUCCUGAUAAUCCAGAGAGGUUUGAUUAUUACAGCUCUGUCCUGGGAUCUGAGGGCUUUAACUCAGGGACUCACAGCUGGGACGUCGAGGUUGGAGACAGUACAUUCUGGAUACUGGGUGUGUGUGCAGAAUCUGCUCAGAACAAGGCAAGCACAGUGCCUGGAUUAUGGAGUAUAAUGUCAUCCAAUGGUCAGUACUUAGUGGAGUCACCAUCAGCUCCAGCCACUUUUCUCGUAGUGCAGAAGAAGCUCCAGAGGAUCAGAGUGAAUCUGGACUGGACCAGAGGAAAUCUGUCGUUCUCUGAUCCUGAUACUAACACACACCUACACACCUUCACACACACUUUCACUGAGAGAAUGUUUCCUUUUAUUUGCACUGUGGAUGAACUCCCAUUGAAAAUAUCACCCCUGAAGGUGUGUGUGACAGUGGAACAGAGCAGUUAAAGAAGUGCUUCAUCUCUGGAAAGACAGCCCUUAAAUAAAACAGUCUCUGUGCAGUAGAAAGUAAAAGGGCCGUGGUACUCACCUCUACUGAAAAGGGUUAAACCCAGAGUGCACAGCGCUGCACCGGAUUGGACAGGGCUUGAUUUUGGCUCAGAGAAAGUUCUGAAAGAGGAGACAGUGAGGCGGCCGGAUGGUGACGAACAAUUUUGUGCUGCAUUUCACAGUGAAAAAACUGUAUUAUCCAGGACGUAACCCUAACCCAGUUAAAGGCAUACAUUUGGUGUAAAUUUAACCCAUGGUCUAACGCACCAUGACACAGAGUAAGACCCCCCCUCGAGAGAUCAGUUUUGCAGACCACUAGCUUACGUAGUUUUAGCAACCUCAGAAUAGACCGCAUGAUAACAGUCCAUUGCAGUGUAUGCCUCCAAGAUGAAACCGACAUAAAAAAAAAACCACUCAUAACCACAAAUAAUGCUCAGAACAGCACCAAACUUCAGCAACAGUACAAAUAGGAUCUCAGCACAUAGUUUGAGGCAUAAAACAUCUGCUAGCUUGGCUGGAUUUCUAUUGUAAAGUGAACACAACUCACCACCUCUGCAGCAGCUUCCUCCUGUGAGGAAGCCCGACGAGUCGAUUACCAAGUGCAGUAGAGUUCAGCAGCUCAAGGAUGAAUAUGUAUAAUUAUUGGUCCACGGAAAUGCAAUCAAAGUUCAUAUGUGUCUUGCCCACCAGUUUAUAACAGUUAUUAUCGAUUAAACUUACACCGGAAUAUCCCUUUAAUAACCCAAAAGAUUUUGGUUCAUCAAAUAGGUUAGAAAUUUGAUUUAUAAAUAAAUUCUCUUCACACUCUAAUUAUUUCUAGGUACAAAUCAACAUCUGCUCCUGUAGUAGACUAAAGGGUUCAAAAUGUGAAUCUGAAAUAUUAGCACUGUCCAAAUAAUGCUAAAAUUAAUAACGCACAUUUAUGAAUGACUGUCAACAGUACACUUCCUCACAUGGGGCACCAUUAUGUUUGAGGUUCAAUUUGGCUAUCAAUAAUAAUUAAUUAUUAUCAGGGAUAAUUAUUAAUUAUGACAAAUAAUAUGAUCCAGUUUACAUUAGAUCAGCCCAGGGGCACCACCCUUGAAGAAGGGAAAAUAUAGCCAAUUUAAUAAUUUUAGUCUAAUAUAAAGGUACUAAAGUGUUAAAUGCUCUGAUUAAUAAUAAACUUAAUGACUACAACCAAGUUCACCAUAACAGCUAGUAAUGGUUGAAGGAUUGUGGAGAUCUUGACAGUGCAGAGUAAGAGAGGAAGAACAAGGAAGGUUUUGGAGUUUUGUUCAUCUGAUCAGAGGGCGUCUGUCACCCUGACCAGUUGGAGCUCAAAGCUGAAUUUUGCACCGAGGUGUGAAGAAUGAUAAUUCUGGGACACUGAGUUCAGUUCAGAGUCCAUUUUGAGAUCCACAGUGAAUGACUUCGUCUGUGGGUCAAAACACUGUGUUAUACUAUUGGCCGACAAACCUCGUUAGAAGCUGAACCAACUGUCAUAAUUUUGACACAGAGAUAAACAGAACAAUUAAUUUGGACCUGACAAACAUUUUAAAAUCAUUUAUUCACAAUCAUAAUAAUGUUUUUUAAGGAAAAGAGGGACUUUUAUUCUGCAUCGUUGUACAAGCACUGUAGAUGUUUUAUUUCUAAAAUGAUUUGUCGACACAAAAAUAUUGUUAACAUGAUUUUAUUUAAUUUAAAAAUCACAGAAUUCAAGUCGUUAAGCUUCACCUGCUCCUCCUGCUGUCUCAUCAUUCAGAAAACACAUAUUUCAUUUUUUCUGUUUUGUUUUUGUUUUGUUUGACAGUUUGCUUUGUGUCUCUAUUGUCGACCUUUUCAUGACUAAAAUGAUUUCCUAGUUUCUGAUCUCUCUCUCUCUCUAUGUGUGUGUAACUAUGAAAAACCCAAUUUAAGAAUGGGCUAAAAUAAAUCAAUCAAUUAAUAACUGCAUGGUUCUUUGUUCAGAUCCAAAAACUUUGUUUGAAAUUUGAGUCCAGAUUAUACAUUUUUCAUGAAAUAUUUGUAAUAAAAUAAAUAUACUGAAUGAUUAAAAAUA